CCUGAACGUCCCCUCUUGAUGACGUAUGCGCAUCCUUGUCCAAUAAAAAGAACCGCCUGUCCAUGUAGCUACCGGGAAAUGCUAAGCUAACUAAACGAUAGGGAGAAAGAUUGUGUUCAAGAUCGUUAAAUCACUGCGAGGUCCAAAAUGACAUACAGGAGAGACCGGAACAUACGAGAGGUGUACGAUGAACGCUUUUUAACAGAGAGACCGGGUGCGUACCCACGUGCUGCCGGGGCGAUGGAGCGGAGGGUUCCCUUUGGCAGGCCGGAGGAAGAUUAUGGCCGCGGCGGGUACGAAUACGAAGCGGGACCACGCUACUUCCCGAACGGAGGAGGUCCACGAAAUUAUCAUGAAGAACAGAGGGGCUACCAUGCUGACAACAUCCAUUUCCCUGCAGAGCGAAGAGCUGUUCCCCCUUCAAGGAGGGAGGACUAUCCUUACAGAGUACCCAGGGAAGAGCCCCUCCCAGGACGGCCUCUGGAGUUUGGCGCCCGUCCACCUCAACCUCACAGCGCACGAAACCAAGGAAUCUACCCGGCGCCCCGAUCGCUGCCAGAGAGCGGGGAGGACACGCUGGUGCAGGCCAUCCUCAACCUGGACAGAGGGGAGGAGAGAGACCACUUCAGGAGGAAGACUGCGCCGUUCCCCCCCCUCAGAGACCGCUCCCCGUUGCGUCGGGAGGUGGCCCGCUCCCCCCACAGUCGCUCCGGCUCCAGCGUCAGCAGCAGAGGUUACUCACCGGACAGAGCCAAGAGCCUGCCGUUUCCCUCACAGCAAGGCAAGAGUGUGGACGGUCCAGAGGGUCAUGCAGGUGUAGCUGAGCACCUCUGGGGGGCGCUCUACCCUCAACAGAUUGGACAUGAAACUUUGGAUAAAAUCCCCGGCCUGUCGAGAGAAGGCUCCCCACACAGCGCAAUCUCAAUCAAGGAGGACAACCACGCCCCAGAAAAAGACAGAGAGGAGCCGCUGGUGACUCCGGUUCAGGAGGAGAACCAAAUGUUGGCGACAGGAAACUUCCAGGAGCGACGAGCGCUGGCCAUCUCAGGAAAAGCUCAGGAGAUAGAGAAGGUGUACCGGCAGGACUGCGAGACAUUCGGCAUGGUGGUGAAGAUGCUGGUGGCUAAAGACCCCAACCUGGAGAAGCAGCUGCAGGUUCCCCUGAGGGAGAACCUCGGGGAGAUCCGCGAGCGGUGCCUGGAGGACUUCAAACACUUCAUCAACGAGCUGGACGAGGUGGUCCGGCAGCCAGAACCCUCCAUGUGCGACUCCACCACCCCGUCAACGGGUCAUAAACUCAUAAAGACAGGAGCCAAUCACAGCUCGACUUACUGACACAUCGGGCCAUCUGCUCCGUGAGAGAAUGAACACGACGGUUACUCGGAUAUUUUUUGGAUUGUUGGAUCUGUUGGAACAAUUCCGACAGCAGCUUCCACUCGAACAUGGGACAGCUUGCAUGAGUGGAGUAACAGUGUUAACUUUUGAACUGACCCUUUUUUUUUACUAUCAAGGUCCGUGUUGAAAGAUCUAAAAUAUUAUCGGAAAAAUGUGUGGUUAUUUAAAAGUCGCAGUGGAAAUGGUGAACGUCGGUUUUAUUAUUUGAGAAAAUAUGUUGUUGGGGAAUACAAAGACUUGGUGUAGCAGUGAGAUGAACGACUCGGUGCUGCUUAAUUUACAUUAUUGUAUACAUUUGUACUGUCUAGAGAAAUGCCAGUUUGGUUUGGCUUGAUUAUGUCGUCUCAUUUCAACUUUUUAUAUUCUCUCUUUCCCAGAAAAACCUGCACAAGGCUUUGUUUGGAUGAUGUUGAGACAAGCAUUUGCACAAACUGAGGUUUCUCUGCAGAUUUCAGUAAACAUGAUUCCUGUUGA
Messenger RNA from Eleginops maclovinus (Patagonian blennie), 1869 nucleotides. It is a transcript of the gene pphln1, whose product is annotated as periphilin 1. The transcript has 11 exons. The record is from RefSeq and is a predicted model, not a curated record. Gene Ontology annotation, cellular component: nucleoplasm. NCBI's taxonomy places the organism in Eukaryota, Metazoa, Chordata, Actinopteri, Perciformes, Eleginopidae. The coding region runs from base 148 to 1335 and encodes 395 amino acids. Gene Ontology annotation, biological process: negative regulation of DNA-templated transcription; protein localization to heterochromatin; negative regulation of gene expression, epigenetic.